This is a messenger RNA of Leucoraja erinaceus (little skate), 1949 nucleotides long. RefSeq names its product all-trans-retinol 13,14-reductase. The record is from RefSeq and is a predicted model, not a curated record. The transcript has 11 exons. Lineage: Eukaryota; Metazoa; Chordata; Chondrichthyes; Rajiformes; Rajidae. Bases 70 to 1887 code for a protein of 605 amino acids.
GCUGGUCCUUGCACUGAAUUGUUAUUUGACUUUGACUCCUCAUUCCUGGGCUGUUAAUAUUCAAUCAGCAUGUUGCUCCUUCUCUCUCUCGGACUUUGUUGCCUUUUAGCAGUUUUACUCAAAUUGAUUUUUGGCUCAAAUCCCAAUCCUUUUGCUGUUGACACCAGACGGCCACCUCAACCUUUAGUGCUGAACCAGAGGACCAGGAACAAAAUCCUUAAACGAGGGUUUUUGAUAGACAGAGUACCAGCUCAUCUUGAUGCCAUCGUGAUUGGCAGUGGAAUCGGAGGACUUACGGUGGCAGCAGUAUUGGCUAAAGCUGGCAAACGUGUUCUGGUGCUGGAACAACAUGAGAUUGCUGGAGGCUGUAGCCAUACAUUCGAGGAAAAGGGAUUUGAGUUUGAUGUUGGCAUCCAUUAUAUCGGACAAAUGCACGAGUGUGGACUGCUGCGGGUAAUCAUGGAUCAAAUCACCGAUGGGCAGCUGGAAUGGACUCGAAUGGAUGAUCAAUACGAUAACAUUAUCCUGGGCAGCGGAGACAACACCCGUAAAUAUGAACUCUACAGUGGCAAACAGGGCUUUAUUGACGCAUUGAAGAGGCAAUUUCCUCAGGAGGAGCAAGCUAUCGAAACAUUUAUGAAACAUUUAAAGAAAGCUUCAAAGCAUGUUCCCCUGAUGGCUAUCCUGAAAAUGAUUCCUUUUUGGUUGGCCAAAUUUCUUAUUAAGACGGGCAUCAUCCAUUGGAUCUCCACAAUAUUUAAGGAUGCAAGCACAAAUGUUACUCAGGUUGUUAAUAAGCUGACAGAAAACAAAGAUCUAAGAGUUGUCUUCUGCUACAUGUUCACCGGUGUCCCUCCCAAAGAAUCCAGCUUUGUUAUGAAUGCACUGUUGGUACAUCACUAUAAGCGUGGAGCUUGGUAUCCCAAAGGAGGUGCCAGCGAGAUUGCCUUCCAUUGUAUCCCAGUUAUCCAGAGGACAGGUGGGGCUGUUCUUAUGCGCGCCCGUGUGCAGCAGAUUUUAAUUAGCAAAAAUGGAGAGGCCUGUGGUGUGACUGUCAAAAAAGGGCAAGAGGAAAUAAAUAUUUAUGCCCCCUCGGUCAUCUCUGAUGCCGGAAUUUACAACACUUAUGAAUGUCUUUUACCAAAGGAAAUCCAAGCCAAACCCGACAUCCAGUCACAGCUUAGCAUGGUGCGUCAUAGCAUGGGAUCGUUCCUUGUGUUCGUCGGUCUCAAAGGUACAAAAGAAGAGUUAGGGUUGAGAGCAACCAAUUAUUGGAUUUAUCAAAACAACAACAUGGAUGAGCUAAUGUGUCACACCAUGCCUGCAAGCAAGGAGGAGUUUGUCAAAACUAUUCCGAUGUUAUUUAUUACUUUUCCAUCAGCCAAGGAUAUCACCUGGAAGGAACGAUACCUAGGAAAUUCGUGUAUGACAAUUCUAACCAUGGCUCGCUACGAGUGGUUCGAGGAAUGGAAAGAUGGAAAAGUAAAGAGUCGAGGGGCGGACUACGAGACAUGGAAGAUGGACAUUGCCAGGAAACUAUUGGACCGGGCCAUAGAUUUGCUUCCACAGCUGAAGGAUAAGAUUGAAUACAUCAAUGCGGCGACUCCUCUCAGUAAUCAGUACUACCUGGCUGCACCUCGAGGGGAGAUGUACGGUAUCGAGCAGGACCUUCAUCGGUUCACACCUGAAGUCGUCGCCUCAAUCAGAGCCAAAACGCCCGUGAAGAACCUUUACCUCACUGGUCAAGAUGUCUUUUCCAAUGGGAUAGCAGGAGCUAUGCAUGGAGGCCUUCUCUGUGCCUCUGCCAUUCUCAGGCGAAUUGUGUAUAUAGAUCUUAUUUUUCUUAAACGGAGACUUAAGAAGAAACAACUUAAAAAAGUUGUGUGAACCUCUGACAGCAGGUUUAAUCAGUGCUUCAUGGCACUGUGAAUAAAGGACGCUUGAUUCAA